AAGUACUGGCUUUCUGUUGCUUAACCUAGCCUCGACUCUUAUCGGCUCUAAGUUGUAAGCAUUGCUAAUGAACUGAACGCAUUUCAUGUGUGGUUUUCCUGGUCUAACUUUAAAGCUCAUUAGUAUAAUUUGGCAAACUCACUCUACAAAAUGCAUGCAAAAUCUCAGAUCACCGGAGGUCUCUACUUUAUGGGAGUUAAUAAACAAGUUAAAUCACUUGGCUACUUAGGCAGCAGGUAGCUAGCAAGUAGCACAGCAAACUUCCCAUUGCCACACGAGGGUAUCCCAGUGUUCAUUAGGCCAGACAUGCGACAUUGACCAAAACCGAGUGGAUGAGGAUGGGCACACCCUGGACUCGGGGCUUGGUCAGUGGAGGAGGAUGUGAUGAGGGAUCGGGGGUCGAGUGGGGCUAACAUUUAUUUAGUCAUAAAGCUGAUGCGUAAUCUCAACAAGCCAGGCCAUUCCAAGUGGGUCAGAAGUUUGUCAGUUGGCACGUUCGAGUUUGUUUGGUUGCUUCGACUACACACACAAAAUUCGUCCCCACACCCAAAAACAGAGAAACAAAAACAAGUGUAGGAAAUGUCGCAGCUGAACGCGGAGGCCCAGCAGAGGCACUUCAUCACGCGCAGCAGUUAUGAGGGCGCCUGGGAUAGAUUGGUGAAUGUGAUGGACGGAUUUGGGAGCUACCGCUAUCCGGAUGGGAGCGAGUAUCGGGGCAGGUUCCAUCAGGGUCAGUUCCACGGCUAUGGUCACUUGCGACUGGCCCAGCCGUACCGCUUUACGGUUAAGGGUGAGUUCGAGCACGGUCGCCUGGUGUCAGUGGAGGACAUGUGGUUUUCCGACGGCCUGCAUGUGGAGGGCAGUUUUAAUGGCAUGGUCUUGCAGUGCGAUGAAUGGGAUUACCUGACGCCCAAGGAUCGGCGUUAUCAUGCCGAGCGUCGUUAUGGCCAACAGCCGGUGGGUCCCACCGCCUUUCUAACAUCCAAAAUGCAGCCCAGGAAUAUUCCCGAGCACUGCUAUGAUGUGGAGGAGGGUCUGUUCAACAGUAAGACCUGCUGGUUGACGGACCGACCAAGUCCGCUCCACCAGUUCAUGUACGUGAGCUGCCCGCAAGAUAAGGAUUGGAUCAAGAGGAAUUGCAGGAAGGCUAGAACCUCGCGCAUAAUUGAGCCACCUUCCGACUUUUGUCGCCGCAUUAUAGCCAACAAUUUGGCAACGGAACGCGCCCAGUUGCGAAGCACGGCCAUUUAUGCACCCAAUGGACAAGUGGAUCGUGAGCGAUACUUCCACAAGUUGACCAAGAAGCGUGGACAGCCGAAUGAGCCGCUGGAGAACAUUCCCAGACGUCCCAUGCCCCCCGACGAUCCCGCCUGGGACACGGAAAUGUGUGUGCGUGCCUAUGCCGCGAUGCUGGAUAAACGGCAGAAGGAUCAAAUGGAGUUCCAGCGCGUGCAUCCUUGCGCCAAAAUGGAGACGGUGAAGAGACCACGCCGAUGGUCGAGCACCUCGGAUGUGCGCAAUCCGCAGUCGGGUGGACCAUCCAGCUGCCAGACGGACAGCUUUGGCGAGGAUGAACUGGUCCUCAACUUUGAGGAAUCAUACCGCUCGGCCAACAACAUGAUGCGGAAACGGACGGCGGACAACAUAAAUGUGGUGCAAUCUAAUCUUAUACGCCGCAAUAGCUACAUGGACAUGACCCGGUCCAUAUUUGAGUUGUAGAACCGCGGAUCAAAGUCUUUAAUAUGUUUUUUUUUCAAUUUAAAUUUUAGGCUUAAGAGCGCAGAUAGAAAAAUGAAUGCAAUAACUUUGUAAUCUGUAAAAUAAAAUUCAACGUUUUUAAAGUUUCUUAUAAUA
Messenger RNA from Drosophila sechellia, 1854 nucleotides. RefSeq lists its product as uncharacterized. The record is from RefSeq and is a predicted model, not a curated record. The transcript has a single exon. The coding region runs from base 580 to 1719 and encodes 379 amino acids. Lineage: Eukaryota; Metazoa; Arthropoda; Insecta; Diptera; Drosophilidae.